Xiphophorus couchianus (Monterrey platyfish) is the source of this 2627-nucleotide messenger RNA. It is a transcript of the gene ftr82, whose product is annotated as finTRIM family, member 82. Gene Ontology annotation, molecular function: zinc ion binding; protein binding. Bases 1 to 1734 code for a protein of 577 amino acids. The record is from RefSeq and is a predicted model, not a curated record. The transcript has 7 exons. Lineage: Eukaryota; Metazoa; Chordata; Actinopteri; Cyprinodontiformes; Poeciliidae.
AUGGCCGACCACACGUCUCCUGAUUAUUUCAGCUGCUCCCUGUGUCAGAGUCUCCUCAGGGACCCCGUGGCCAUCCCCUGUGGCCACAGCUUUUGCAUGGACUGCAUCGACGGCUACUGGAACGAAGCGGACUACACCGGGAUCUACAUCUGUCCCCAGUGCAAGAUCACGUUCACCCAGAGGCCCGUGCUGCGACCCAAUGCCACCCUCACCAUGGUGGCCGAGAAGAUCAAGAAGAGCGGCCUGAAUGUCAACUUGAGCGUGUCACAGGCGAAUAUCUAUGCGGGGACCAACGACGUGCCCUGCGACUUCUGCACAGGGAAGAAACUCAAGGCAGUUAAGUCGUGCCUGAAUUGCCUGGCGUCGUACUGCGAGAAGCACCUGAGGCCGCACUACGAGUCGGCCACAUUCAAGAGGCACAAGCUGGUGGACGAGCUGGGGAACCUAGACAGGAAGAUCUGCCCGCAACACCAGAAGUCCCUGGAGCUCUUCUGCCGGACGGACCAGAUGUGCAUCUGUGCCAUCUGCACCGUCAGCGAACACAGAGGCCAUGACAUCGUGUCCGCCGAGGCAGAGAGGGGCGAGAAGCAGAAACUGUUGGGUGUUUCCCAAGCUGAGAUUAGGCAAAAAUGCCAGGAAAGGGUAAAGGAGCUAGAGGAACUCAAGACUGCUGUGGAUUCACUUAAGAACUCAGCCCAGAGAGCAAUGGUGGAGAGCCAGAAGAUGUUUGAGGACAUGAUUCGCUCCAUUGAGAGGAUGAGGUCGGAGGUGACCAAGCUGAUCGGCAUCAACGAGAAGGCGGCUUUCAACCAGGCCGAAGCUUUGAUCGAGCGACUGGAGCAGGAGAUCGACGAGCUCAAGAAGAAGGAGACCGGCCUCAAGCAGCUCUACAGCACCGAAGACCACAUCCAUUUUCUGCAGAACUUUAACUACCUGUGCACGCCGACCGACGAUGGCUUCAUUCCCAAGGUGACCGUCAACCCCGACUUCUCCUUUGCCGCCGUCAGGAAGGCUGUGGGGGAGAUAAAAGAGCGCCUCGAGGAAUUCGGCAGGGAGGAGCUGCUCAAAAUUUCCAAAACAGUGAAUGAAGUCCCAAUCUACACGACGGAGAGCCGGACAUUGGACAGAAGGAGCAGAGGUAAAGAAAUGAAAAUGACGGUGGACAAUACUCCUCCUCCAGAGCCAAAGACCAAAGCCGAUUUUAUCAAAUACUUCUGCCAGCUGAAGCUGGACCCCAUCACCGCCUACAAAGAGCUCUACAUCUCCGAGGGCAGCAGAAAGGUCAUCCGCACCAGAGACCUGCAGCCCUACAGCGACAGCCCUGAGAGGUUUGACAGCUUCGCCCAGGUACUGUGCCGCGAGGCCCUGUCUGGCGGUCGCUUCUACUGGGAAAUUGAGUGGAGCGGGGAGUUCUCCAUCGGUGUGGCCUACAGGAGCAUCAGCCGGAAGGGCAAGGGCUCGCUGUGCCUGCUGGGAUACAACGACAAGUCCUGGAGCCUCCUCUGCUCCGACACGGGAUACUCCGCCUGGCACAACCGGGUGGACAAAGCCGUCAACGGGCCGCACUCACCCAGGAUAGGCGUGUACCUGGACCAUACGGCGGGGGUGCUGGCGUUUUACAGCAUAGGCAACAGCUCCAUGACGCUCCUGCACAGGUUUCAGACCACGUUUGUCGAGCCCGUCUAUCCGGGCUUCGGAGUCGGAACGUCUGUGAAGAUCUGCAACGUCAAAUGAACUCUGAUGCCUGAGCCUCUGAACAAAUCCACGUUUUGUUUUGUAUAGCAUACAGCAUCAAAGUGUGUAUUUUUACAGGAAUGUAUAAUUAUAGCAAAACCACAUUAAUGGAGUUCUACUAGUUAUGUUUAAAGGAGGAUGUGUGUAUUUUUUUAAAACAGAUUUUUUUAACGUAUUUUUUUAAAUACGUUAAAAAAAAUAAAAAAAAUUUUUUUAAAUCCUCAUUUAAAAAUGUGUAUUUUUUUCCCAACUUAAAACCAUCCCUUUUUUAAAAGGAUGGAUUUAACACCAUCCCUUAGUGUUAAGGGAUCUAAUACCUUAGUGUAUUAGAUUUGACACUGUGCUGUUAAAUCACGUUUUAAACAUGGCUUACUGAAUCAAUACUGAAAUGCAAAAUCAACAUGUGGAGCAGCUUAUAUCGAUGUAAUUUUACAAUGUGCUAGUGUGAAGUAAAUAUAACUAAAGGUGACAUUUAUUACACACAAUACACAGUUUCUCCCUUACAUCUAUUACACAUAAUUAACGCUGUAAUCAGGUCCAGCUGUUUAAUUGAAACCUAUGUUAGAUUUGUCACAUUUUAUAAUUGUGUGAUUUAUUUUUAUAUGUUGAUGUUCACUCUUUUCAAACAUAUGAAUUCUACAGUAAAAGUUGUUUUGGUUUUAUGCUUUUAGUACAUUCAGAAGAGUGCUGCAUCGUCAUUUCAUUUUCUGUUCCCUGUUAUUUGAUAAUGUUCGCAACAAUUUAGAGCCCUGGAAGUUUAUUUUCACUUGAACUAACUCCUAUUUAAUUUUAUGUAAGUUUUCCAGCAUAAUUAUAUAAUUGAUAUGAAGAAAACGUUUUGUAAACAAAAAAGAAUAAAAAGGCAUUGAUGGUUCUAAAUGAGGAACUAAAAA